Jatropha curcas is the source of this 1008-nucleotide messenger RNA. Lineage: Eukaryota; Viridiplantae; Streptophyta; Magnoliopsida; Malpighiales; Euphorbiaceae. The record is from RefSeq and is a predicted model, not a curated record.
AUGGUGCAGGGUAUUGGCUCUAACCCCAGUUGUGUUUGGGGCAGCAUUCAUGGAGCUAUCCCUCUUAUUAAAUCAAAGAUUGUUAAAAAAGUGGGCAAUGUUGACUCUAUCUCGAUUUGGGAUGAUGCCUGGCUUCUUGAUGUAGAUAUCCCGAAGAGUCUGGAGGAUUGUUGGCUUUGGUUAGAGGAUAAAAGUGAAUAUCUUGUGGGAAUUGAAUAUUCCUCCAAAAAUCAAAAAUUUGCUAUGGAGGAGGCCAAUGAUUGCAUCCCAAUUAGAUCUCGUUUUCAGGCUAGACGUUUAGAGGUGACAGAUUCAUGUCCUGUUUGUGGUCUCCCUGCUGAGUUCCUUCUGCAUCUGUUAGUUGAUUGUUCUUUCGCAAGGGAUUGUUGGUCUUGUUCUGUACCAGGUGUGGUGGAUAUAGUUGAUCUUCAAAUGGAUGUCUCUUUUCAAGAUUGGCUCCUUAAUACUGUCCGGGUCUUGACAGCUUCUUACUUGGAAUUUUUUUUCUUAGUCACGUGGAUAAUUUGGCGAAACAGGAAUCAGGUGCUCUGGACUUGGGUGCGCUCAUCUAUUCAUCAUCUUCUCAGUUCAUCGAAGGAUUGGUUCAUGGCGUGGCAAGCUGCACAGCUUCGUCGAUCUUCACAGGUUAAGCAUGGCCCCCAUGUUUCAACGGUUUGGUCUUUACCAUCUGCUGGUUACUUCAAGUGCAACUUUGAUGCAGCUUUGCGUCCCAAUAGUUCACAGAUGGGUGCGGGUUGGGUGUUGCGUGAUGCUGAUGGCCUACUCCUACACACAUGUCAAGUUCUGAUUCGAGGUUCCUACUGUCCUCAAGUGGCGGAGACGCUGUCAUUCAGGGAAGCCCUCAACUGGAUAAAGGGUAAAUCCUGUGCUAAUGUGGUCUUUGAAUCGGAUUCACAGCUUUUAGUGCAGGCUAAGCAAAGAAGGGCUGUUGAAAAUUCUUAUUUUAUGAGCAUUGUCUUAGACUGUAGAUUGCUUUACAAGAACUAG